AUGUCUCCACCAUCUUAUGAUACCCCAUCACAUAAUUCCCGCCACAGUGCAAGAGCAUCAUCUUCAAACCCACCCCGUCGCACUCCCCAUACACCCGCAGUGUCCGGAUCAUCCGGAUCAUCUUCUUUUCAAUUCAACUACACCCCUGUCUCCCAAUUCAGCCCAUCGCCAGCAGGGACAUCAGGAACUUCAGGCAAUCUGGGACCGUCUGCACCCUUCCGCCCUCCUACCAGCACCCUUGGAACACCCAUCAGCUUAGACAACACUGGAACAAUUCAGGCUCAGAUUUCGGCUUUGAGAGACGAAAUGGUGGGAAUGAUCCAAGGUCUAGAGAAGAGGGUAUCAAAUCUGGAAGAUGAGAAUGAAUCCACGUCUACCUCUCUGUCAGAUCUCAGAGUUGACCUCCGAUCAUCAAGAUUAAGUACCGAACAAGUGGUGGAAAUGCUCACAAACGACUUACGGGAACUAGAAGAUAUAGUUGAAAGCAAGGCAGACAAAGAGAGGGAUAUAUCGGCGAAGUCCCCUGCUGAGGUAUAUGGAAAGUCUCGAUGGCGAGCCAUUAUGGCUGUGGUCAGAAAAUCAAUCCACUUCCUUUUCGAUUCUGAUCAUAAGACAAUUCUCCCCGAUUAUCCAUCCAAUCCCGGCAACUGGCCCUGUUUCACCAAUGAAGACGGGUCCUCAGGGGCACAGUGUCUUCGUUUUGAUUGGAAUGAACACAUCACCCAUCCUCGAAAUGUCAGAGGGAUAGAGGGAGUUGUGACUUUUCUGAUGGCGGAUAGGGGGGCGUGGCCUGUGACUGCCCAAGAAGCCGAUACAGCAGGAUCUCCACCUGCAGAAGCCUUCCGAGACGCAGCUCGGAAUUACUUCAAGAAUCUGAAGCGUGCCAGGCCCAAGACGGAAGGAAGUGGUGUUGGAGUAGAAGAGGAGAAACUGGACAAAUUUGAGGGUAGUGAUGAUGGGCAAGAGAAUAAUGGACAGGAAUGGGGACUGGAUGCUGACAGUAACUCACUGGCAUUGCUGGCACAUCUAGAGACUCAAGGGUGGGGAGAUCCUGACAGUCAGUUUGAUGGGUUCGAAGGGGGUGUUGACAUGGGAUUUCAUUUGUCCAAUAUGGAUCAACAGCCGAGUCGAGAAACCAGUAUUGGAGAUCGAUCAGCUACUACCACUUCAUCUGCAACCUCACUCACUACCCCAUCCUGUUCCCAGUCACCAAGUCAAGUAUCCACACAGGCUGCUCAUAAGUCUAAGGCGUGGAGAGCUCGUAGAGUUACUCUUGCUUCCGUCAUCAAGAAUCGGAGGCCUCAUUCUUCCCAAUAUUCUGGUGCCAGGUGGGAGAUAUUGGAUGAGAUCCAUUCACAGAUGGCGGAAGAAGGUGCCGGUCUGGCUAGAGUAUUUGUUCAAGAAGUGUGGAUGUCUGAUAUGGACUCUAUCGAGUUCGACGGAUUAGGACAGAGGAAAGCGGGAGUUGGAGGCAGUGCUGCAGUAGGUAGGGACGGGUUUUCCCCUUUCGAGAUUUUCCCCACUGGGUUUGCUCAAAGCGGUUUUUCACCUGUCCGAAGGAGACACGAUCCAUUAGCACCAGAGCCCCUAGAUUUCCACGAGACCUCCAUCGAGUUCGACCCAACCUGCGACCUAGUCGUCGUGUUUCCAGUACCGUUACAAGUUGAAGAAUCAGCCUUACGCACCUUGGGUCGAAUCGGAGAGUACUGUAUGCUCACCAGAGGGAAAGCGCGGAAAAUGAUACCAGAAAAAGAGGAGUUGGAACAAGGGCUGGUCCCAGAGGAAGAAAUACCAACAAGUUCUUCGAGAAGUACCAUUUCACAUGAUCUCACUUCUACUACCACUACCCCAGAUCCGCUAAAUGAAUUAUCGCAGCAGUUGUCACAAUUGUUAGCCAUUAUGACGAUGCAACAAAAAGAACAAAAUGCAUUAAGGGAAGAACUGGCUACGAUGAAAGCUGACCGACAGAACCAACAGAUACUCACAUCGAAAGGGGCAAGUUUGAUCGAAGUCGAAGAAAACAAGCCGUGUUUGGAGCCAAAACUUACCAACAACGAACGAACAGGAAGAACCAGGUGUGCGGAUCCACCUACCUUCAGUGGAGAACGAGGAGAAUUGGACAACUUCCUUGCAGCAUGUCACAUGAACUUCGAAUUCAAAGGGGCAGAGUACGCCACCGAUCGCAGAAAGAUCCUGUUCAUGUACGGGUAUCUUCGAGGCACCCCUCAAAUGCUUAUAACCCCGGCCAUAACCAAUCCAAUGGUAAAUAACACCGACCCUCGAACCAAAUCGGACUGGAUCUAUUUCAAACAGCAUGUGAUAGGGACUGAGGAGAACCAACGGAUGGCUGAAACGAUGAUUGCAGCGAAUCGAUGGGCUGCUAGACGCAAACAUGAGACGACCUGGCUUCCCCCUCGAUCGAAUUCGAUGCGAUUGGAUACUAGUUUGCCCAACCCGGUAGAGCGCCACUCACAAUCGACUGGUAGAGGACCCUUGCCCGGUGGAAAACCAGGGAUGAUGAAUUAUGGUCUACCAAAUGACCCUCCGGUCACUUGGACAGAGGACGGAGGACGUCUCAGCGAGAACGAAAUGACUUGGAGGAGGGAGAACCGACGUUGUCUCAAAUGUAGAAGUCCAGAACAUUACGCCAACAACUGUCCAAAUGGAGGAAAUACGAGAAACAACAUUAGGGGAUCCCCAAACCCGCAUAGCUCACCGAUUCCUAGUGGAUCGAACUCGAUCCCAACUGGAUCCAAAGGGCCAUUAGUUCGAGGAAUGGCGGUGACCUUUGAAGAAGAGGGAAACGACUACCUGGCCUAA
Molecule: messenger RNA, 2820 nt
Organism: Tremella mesenterica DSM 1558
Lineage: Eukaryota; Fungi; Basidiomycota; Tremellomycetes; Tremellales; Tremellaceae
Exons: 8
Coding region: 1-2820 (939 amino acids)
Molecular function (GO): nucleic acid binding; zinc ion binding
Source: RefSeq, a predicted model, not a curated record